Corylus avellana is the source of this 1334-nucleotide messenger RNA. The record is from RefSeq and is a predicted model, not a curated record. NCBI's taxonomy places the organism in Eukaryota, Viridiplantae, Streptophyta, Magnoliopsida, Fagales, Betulaceae.
CGUACGUAGCUCUUUCUUUUCUUCCAUUUUUCUUCUUCCCCUUCUUUCUCCCGCGCCGUUGUCUCCGCUCCCUUGCAUAUUGCUUUACAUCAGAGAGAGAGAGAGGGAAAGAGCGAGAAACACUGUGUGCGGCUAAGAUGGUGGCGAUUUAGGGGCUUAGCCGACAGAGUGGCUCAAGAAAGUGAUUAUAGCACUAUGAGACACGAAAUUACCGUGAUGAUUCCCGAUUUAGUCCUUCCCAUAAAGUCUUAAACAGAUCAAACCUGAAAACCAGAGAGAGAGAUGGCAGAAUUGUUCCUUAAGCAGGCGGAGAAUUACGUAGACGGCCGGCCAUGUUACCCUCAAGAAUUGUUUGAAUUCAUUGCUUCCAAGACACCCUCUCAAGACCUUGCGUGGGACGUAGGCACCGGAAACGGUCAGGCUGCUCGAUCCCUAGCUGGGAUUUUCAAGAAUGUGAUAGCCACAGAUACAAGCCCAAAACAGCUCUCAUUGGCGCCAAGGCUACCCAAUAUAAGAUACCAACAAACCCCUCCCACCAUGUCUAUAGCCGAGCUUGAAAGCAAUGUUGCAGCUGAAUCAAGCGUCGAUGUUGUGACUAUUGCUGCAGCCAUCCACUGGUUGGACCUCCCUAAUUUCUACCAACAAGUGAAAUGGGUACUCAAAAAACCUCAUGGCGUCAUAGCUGCAUGGGCCUACUUCAUCCCAGAAAUCAAUGGCUCGGUCGACGCAGUCGCCCAACGCUUUUAUAACGUUUUUUUGGAACCUUACGUGCAGCCGGCAGUUAAAUUAGCAGAGGACAAGUAUAGGAGCAUCCAUUUCCCAUUUGAGCCGGUGGAUGGAGUUGAUCAAACCGUGCCCCUGUUUGUAACGGAAAAAUUGAUGAAUUUGGAUGAUUAUUUUACUUUCUUCAGAUCGUGGUCGGCAUAUCAAACAGCGAAGGAGAAGGGUGUGGAGCUUUUUAGCGAUGUUGUGAUUGAGGAAUUUAAGCAUGCUUGGGCUGAAGAUGGACAAGACCAGAAGGUUGCAAAGUUUCCAAUUUUUCUACGGAUUGGAAGAGUGGGGAAUAUGUAAAAUCAAAAUGUAAGAAAUUUUCUAGUAUAUUAAAGUGUGGCACAUAUGUCACACAUAUUUAUUGUGGUUUUAGCAAGAAGUUGAGGAGAGUCCUCAUGGGGGGGGGGGAAGUGGCUUUAUAUAUAUAUUUGAUCCCCUGGCCCUAUAGCCUGGGGUGCAAGAUUGGAGAUUUUACGAGUUGUAUUAAAAUAUUAAUUAAAUAAUUAAAUUUAAAUAAUCAUAUGCCAUAUUAGAGGUAAAGGUAAAUUUACAAAAUCGGGUUA